GAGAGGAAACCGAAGAGCAAGAGAAAGGACACUUUCAUAGACACUUUGGCUAACCUUGGGGACUUGAUACAGCUGUAAUGCGAGCUCCUCUACGUUGGGUGUUGUGGGACGUUCGGGACACCCUGGUGAGCGUGCUUGGGUCUGCUGGGGAGCAGUACUGUAAGGAGGCUGAAAAACUGGGCCUGAGCCUCAAUUACGCAGAGGUUGAUGCUGCUUUCUCACGGGUUUAUCAAGAUUACUCCAGCAGAUUUCCAAAUUAUGGCAAAUCUCAGGGUCUGACUGGCCAGAUUUGGUGGAUGAGAGUAGUGAAAGAGACACUGUCCCAGUGUAGGGUCCAGGAUCCAGACGUGGUAAAUGCUGUGGCUAACAAUGCUUAUUUGAACUUCAGAAAUGCGACAAACUGGGAGAUAUAUCCCGACGCAAAGCCGGCCUUGGAGAGAUGUUCCUCCCUUGGACUGAAGCUGGGUGUGGUCUCCAACUUUGAUAACCGUCUCGAAGCCAUUUUACAUAGCUGUGGGCUGCUGUCGCACUUCAGUUUUGUGAUUUCAUCAGAGGCGGCCGGCGUGGCCAAGCCCAGUCCGGACAUCUUUGUUCAAGCUCUGGAGAAAUGUAGCACAUCAGCUGACAGCGUGGCGCACGUCGGAGACCACUUUAUUAACGAUUACCUCGCUUCUAGGUCCGCGGGCAUCCAUGGGAUUCUUUUAGACCGACGCAACAAGCACAAAGAAGCCGAUAUUCCUCAGGAGCACCGAAUUGUGUCACUGGAACAACUGGCAUCACGACUUCAGCAGCUUGCACAACAAUAACAAAAACAAAUGUUUACUUUAAACCAGCAUCUUGACAGUUCACUUGUCAACGCCAGGUGUUUAAGACACAGAGGCCCAACUGAACUCAAGCACUUGCAUCAUAAUGUUACAUGUUAGCCGAUCCACUGCAGAAGUUAAGGUUUGUUUUGUAAAUGUAUUAAUUCCCCCUUUGUAUCCUAUUAU
This is a messenger RNA of Nematolebias whitei (Rio pearlfish), 989 nucleotides long. RefSeq names its product haloacid dehalogenase-like hydrolase domain containing 3 (gene hdhd3). The transcript is spliced from 3 exons. Lineage: Eukaryota; Metazoa; Chordata; Actinopteri; Cyprinodontiformes; Rivulidae. The coding region runs from base 78 to 806 and encodes 242 amino acids. The record is from RefSeq and is a predicted model, not a curated record.